UGCGCAGUAGGAGCAGCGCUGAAAUUCAAAUUUGAACAGUUGUUUUGUGCAAAGAGGAGCCGAGCCGAGAAGAGAGAAGAGAAGCUGAGAGCCGCUCAGCUCGCCUCACUACGCCCUGUUUGUGUACACAUAGUGGUGUACACGGUUUUUAAAAAUACCCAGUUGUUGAAAUAUUGCUCGAGUGGGGAUAAACAGUCCAAAAUGGAUCCAUUUACUGAGAAACUGUUGGAGCGGACCCGGGCUCGCAGAGAAAACCUGCAGAAGAAAAUGGCAGAGAGGCCAAAUGCAGCAAACAGACAGAUGGUCAAAAGGCCCAGAGAGCCACUGGCUGACACCAAUAGUGUGAUCAGUGAGCCGGUCAUUGAUAAAGUUCCACAGGUGUCCUCCAAGCCCUCUCCUUCCAAGCGUAGGUGCUCAGGGGAAAACGUCCAGCCUGCAGCCGGUGAGGAGAACCAGCAGCCAAUGGUGGCACGAGCUGUGGCUCCUAUGCUCUCGGACCCUCCGACAGACAAGAAACCCCCGGUGGGGCCUGCCAGCGUUCGACCUACCUCCUCUCUGGAGAAGACUGCUACCCGGCCUGCUGUCCAGUCUCAGCCAGGGCAGCUGAAAACUGCACAGCCAGAGCCAGAGAAGAUGGCUGUCACCCCUGCUCCCGAUCUUCCAAGCAGCAGAGAAGCAGAGAUGGUGCCUGCCAGUUCAGCCCUGCAGAGGAACAAGGAGGACCUGGUGGAAGAUCCAGCUCCAUCUGCUGCUGGCAUGAAGUCCCGUCUGCAGAGGCUAGCAGAGCAGAGAAAGUGUUGGGAUGGCGAUGGCACCUCUGUUGCAGUUCCAGACUGCACCCCCCUUUCCCUGUUGAAGAGACAAGCUGAGGUCCCACCAGCUGCCAUCCCCACCGCGUCCUCAGAAACUCCAGUGGGAAGGAGAGGCAGACUAGCCAACCUCGCUGCCACAAUUGGAUCCUGGGAAGACGACCUAAGCCAUGCUAACAUUCCUAAUGAAAAUGCAAAACAGAAGCCAGGUGCCACUGUUCCUAAGUUAGCAGUCAGGGAUGUUACUGUGGCUGCCAUCACUAAACCAAGUGCUGCAGGCCAUGUGGCGGCCAGUUCAACUGCAAGCAGCAAGCCUACAUCCAGCUCUAAUCAGCAGGCUGUGUGUUCUCCAGUGAAGUCUAGCCGAGUGGGAUUCCCAAGCCCUCAGAAGGCUGACAUUCCUGCACCCAGGCCAGCACUUAAAUCCGUAACAAGUCCUCUGAAGAGUUCCAACCAGGGAACAGCCUUCCCAUCUGGUCUCCAGAAGGCCGGCCCGUCCUCCUCAACAUCAGUGCCUCAAAGUCCCCUGAAGAAUCAGGCCCUCUCCAGGGGUCUCAACUCCACCUCCAGCCCCCAGAAGCCAGAACUCUGUGCCAAGCCCACCAUUGCUGCCUCCCCUGCACCCCAGGAAAAGGCCACUGCUGGAGCUCCUGGUGUAAAAUCUUUCCUGGAGCGCUUUGGAGAGAGGUGCCAGGAGCGUACUAACCAGAGCUCCCCAGCAGGGGGCUCAACCCAUGCCAAGACUCCCACUGUAACUCCAUCAGCAGUCACACCAAACACCAGACUGGUACAGGAGAGGCUCAGAGCUGCCCAGGCUGCAAACACGAGCACGGCUGAUCUCGCCCAAAGACAGAAGCUGGAGCGAGAGUCUGAGCUGGCUCAGAUUCGCAGUCGCUUUCAGAAGGGGAACAAUAUGUGGAAAAACCAAGAUGAAGCGGCACAAACUAAUAAAAACACAGACAUCAAGGAACAGCUUUACAAGACUGUGGAGGCUGAAGUUGCCCCAUGUGAGCUGCAGGAUGAACCCACAGCACCCUCUACUGAUGGUACAGAUACACCCACAAAGUGCAUUCCUCCAGCAGGUCAUGGGUUGGUGGUCUCGCCUCCGGUCUCAACAUCCAGUCCUCUGAGGGCGGUCGCCCAUACUGUAGAGAAAACAAGUGAUGAAACCUCAGAAGAGGAGGUGGUCAAGGAGAUAGAGAUGAAUGUGGACCAGUCCAUCAACUCUGCUGUUAUCAAUGAGUUGUUUGAUGGAAUCCUGGAGCAGAGUGAAGAUCAGAAUGAUGAGGAGGAGGAAGAGGAAGAUGCUUUGAAUAUCUCCUCCAUGUCCCUCCUCACUCCACUAGCAGAGACUGUGGCUGCUGUGGUGAAGAGUCCAGAGAGAAGAAUGAUGACAUCAACUCCAGCCAGCUCAUUCAUCGUAAAGAGCAACACUCCAGACAAUGUUUCCAAACCUAGCAAGUUCCAGAGAACUAACAUGGUACGAACUGCCUCCUCAGACAGCAUUGAGGCCUCAGAUGAGAACCACAAACUGCCAUAUAGCAUUGAUGCAUAUAGGUCCACCAGGGUGAAAGAGACUGAGAGACCCAAUGUGAAACAGGUGAUUGUGAGAAAAGAGGACGUUUCCCACAGAGUGGAGGAACCCAGAGGAUCCAGUCUCUUCAGUAUCAAACAGAAGAUGAAGAUUCUGACGAAUGAGAUGAACCUGCAGCAGACAGUUAUACAUCAGGCCAGUCAGGCACUCAACUGCUGCACAGAUGAAGAACAUGGCAAAGGAUCCCAGGUGGAGGCUGAGGCAGAGAGGCUGCUGCUGGUGGCAACGGAGAGGAGGGAAGCAUUGAAGGCAGAGCUGGACUGUCUGAAAGCAGACCCGACAGGCCAGAAAAAGGCCCCGGCAGCCCCAGAACCAACUGGCAUGUCUGCCUCCAAGGGCUCCAUCACCCUGCAGGAGUUACGCCUGCCUCUCAAGGCAGACUUUGUUUGCUCCAUUGCCAACAAGCCAGGGUCAACCAAACACUCCUUCUUCAUCAUGAUUCGUGCUGGAGCAGAGAACACUGUGGCCACGCCAUUAGCCAGCACACACCGCAGCCUCAGUGGGGACACCCUCGCCUUCCCUACAAAGUUCACCAUAUCUGAUGUCUCCAGUGACUUUGAAAUUAAUAUUGAGGUUUAUUGCCUGGUGCAGAAGCGUGAGGUCUGCAGUGACAAGAAGAAGAAACCCAGCAAGUCAAAGAUGAUAUGGAGAGAGGUUCAUGAGGCCCAUGAUUUGUGUAUGUCGGCUAUCACUCCAAAGAGAUUCCUCGCCAUCACUAAAAGUGUCCAGACACCAGUUCUGGCCAGUCCAGGAGGCCCCAACGCUGUUCGCACCAGUAACUUCGUCCUUGUCGGAUCACACAAGCUCACCCUGUCCUCUGUUGGGAAAAACAAAUUUCCUCUGGAGAAGAUCAAAUAUGAAGGAAGGGAAAGAGAACUACUCAGUGGCAUGUUUCAUACCAAGGUGCCAUUCCUGUGCCCUCUGGAGGGCCACAUCUACCUCAAGAUGCAGUGUGAAGUUGGCUCAAAGGUGGAGGAGAAGGGCUUCCUGACGAUGUUUGAAGAUGUUAGUGGAUUUGGAGCCUGGCACAGGAGGUGGUGUGUCUUAUCAGGAUACUGCAUCUCCUACUGGACCUAUCCAGAUGAUGAGAAGCGCAAGAAUCCUAUUGGUCGCAUCAGCCUGGCUAACUGCACCAGUAAGAAGGUGGAACCAGCCAACAGAGAGUUUUGUGCCAGACCCAACACAUUUGAGCUCAUCACAGUCAGACCACAAAGAGAGGAUGACAAAGAGACACUAGUCAGUCAGUGCAAGAAUACCAUGUGUGUCACCAAAAACUGGCUAAGCGCAGACACUAAGGACGAGAGGAAUCUGUGGAUGAAGAAACUGAACCAGAUUCUGGUGGAUCUGCGUAUGUGGCAACCAGACGCCUGUUACAGGCCUCUGUAAUUACUGCGCUGUCACAGCCAGCCCGCCUGUCUUUUGGACCGGUAAUAUCAGUGACACAUGCAAUCACUAAGUGCAAUACAGUAUAAGAAUUGCUUAAUAGUUUUACUUGUGGAUAUCUUACAGGAGAUAAGUAACUAAAGACAAGUUAUAGAUCAGAGGGAAGUAAAUAAAGCCAUACAUUUGAAACAUUUCAAGACAGUAUUUUUAUGUAGGAGUUGGGGUUUGGCGCUAUAUUUCAUACAUCCAGACUGGUUUGAUACUCUGAAUGUUUUUGGGGGUUGUUGAGUUGCCACAUUAUUUUGUUAAUGCAAUGAUUUAGUUUGCUUGACACAUGAUGCAUGGCUUUAAAUUAUUUGGUUUCAAAGCUGAAAUCAAUAUAUAAGUGGUGUUGAAAUUACAGAUGAAUACUAAUUUGAAGCACCACAGUUUUAUCACAUUCGUCCUGCAUGACAGCACAGAACAAUACUGAUACUUUUGGUAAGUUUAUACUUUAUAUAUUAGCUUUUAUAACUUGUGGCAGGACUCACGUGUUUUGUCUUCAUGGCCGUGCACAUAUUUUUGAUACCAGUUAUACCCCAGCUUUCAUUCUAUUUGUAAUGUUUGUUCAGUGUGUAUGUAAUUGAUUCAGUGUGGAAGGUUUGGAUAACUGGGGGUAAGGUCAGUUACAUAUUCUACGCUAGAGCCGACCAACAGUCAUUUGUGGCCAAUACAGAUUUUAAUAUAAAUGCAUAAGGAUCCCAUUUUGGAUAUUACAGAGUUGUGAACAACUGAUGUACAAAUCAGAACAUUAACAGUUUAUAAAUGACCUUAAACACAUCUUCGGCUGUCUGUACUGCAGUUUACUACUUAUUGGUAUAUACGCUGCUACCGACAUUUGAUAUUGCCCAUCUUAUUUAUUUUCUUUAGAGGAGAGGUUCAGUUGCUGCUUAAGCAAUAAUACCUGAAAUAUGUGGUGUUACUACAAAUUUUGCUUUGUAAGUCACACCCCUUGUGUUGCUUAUGUGGAAUAUGUAACAGACUUUACGGUGACCCUGCAAGUGUUGUGUAAAUGUAAUUUCAGAUGACAGAUUUUCACUUGUUCAAGUAAAAGACGACGCUUUUUCAUCAUGUUGAUAAUGAAUACAGACUUACAAAACUA
This is a messenger RNA of Siniperca chuatsi (mandarin fish), 4927 nucleotides long. RefSeq names its product anillin, actin binding protein (gene anln). The transcript is spliced from 25 exons. The coding region runs from base 202 to 3789 and encodes 1195 amino acids. Gene Ontology annotation, cellular component: actomyosin contractile ring. NCBI's taxonomy places the organism in Eukaryota, Metazoa, Chordata, Actinopteri, Centrarchiformes, Sinipercidae. Gene Ontology annotation, biological process: mitotic cytokinesis; actomyosin contractile ring assembly; septin ring organization. The record is from RefSeq and is a predicted model, not a curated record.